CACACGGUUCGUUGGGUUCUCAUAUCAUUUUGAUGUGUGCUUGCUGCUGUGUGUAGUGAAGUCUUUGCUUUGUAUGCUUUUGUGCUGUCAAUACCGGUUUUAUCGUCAAAAUCUGUUCCGUUUUGAAGGUCUGAAAUAGAAGUCUGAAGAUGUCGGGUAGAGGCAAAAGGAAGUUAGAAAAGCUUGUAGGAGAUGAAGAUGAAGUGGCUACAACUAGCCCCACACCUACAGGGACACCCACUGGGAACGCUGCCCGCAGUGCUAAGAGCAAGGCAGCCGUCCAAAGAGCUUAUCGAAGCUGUGAGAAAUCUAGAUGCCCUGCAAAGAUUCCUAUCUGCUCUGUAAAUGCCUAUGAAAGAUGUGCAGGCAGCGGUUACACAAGUAGAUGGUAUCAUUUAUCAGCAGGGGAGCAUUACUGCAAUGAGUGCUUCGAUUACUUCUACAGAAGCCACCGUGUGGGCUUCGAGCGAGUAUCAAGUUGGAAGCGAGAGUGGAGCUGUACUGGUAAGACUGAACCCAACCUACGCUCCUUUAUGACUGACCAGCAGCUACCCUAUUGGAUCCAGUGCACCAAGGCGGGAUGCGGCAAGUGGCGUACUCUACCCAGGGACAGAGAGAUCAGUACAGAGAUUAUCCAACAGUUCACAUGCUCCAUGGGGGUAACAAAUACGGAAGAUGGGGUGGCUACAGAUCCAUGCAGCCUGGAUGAAGACUACAGAGUCCAACAGACCCUCAGCCCUGAGUGGCUUGAGACGCUACUCUUCCCACCUCUCUUAAAGAACUCCCCAGCAGCCCCGUUCCUCUCCUCUUACUUCCCGGAUGGUGUGGGGCUCAGUGCAACCUGUGAGCUAGUCAAGAAGAAACCAGAUGAGAGACAAUCCUACUGUGGUACAUCAAAUAUACCAGUUGCAGGGGUUAGCCCGUACUUCCAGCCCUUCUACCAGCCUGAUGAGCAGGGAAAAGCCAUGUGCGUCAGACCGGAUAUGAUGGAACAUGAUGAAAUACAAGAAUUUCCAGAGUUCACAAAGGAACAACAGAUGUACUUGGCUCUACGGAACCUGGUGGUAGCACUCUGGAGUACGAGCUGCAAGGAGUUUUUAACCGUUGAGAAGUGCGUACAUCACCUGAUAGUGAGAGGACUAAUCCGAAUCCGCUGCGCUGAUCUCCUCAUACCAAUCAUCCACUUCUUAUCCCGUAAGGGUCUCAUCAACACAGGGCUGCUACGAGACCCACCGGGAGGAUCCUUGCUACCUCAGGAAUACACACAGACGGGUCCAGUAAUAGUCAUCGGAGCAGGACCAGCAGGUCUGGCUGCUGCACGUCAAUUAGUGAACUUUGGUUGCACUGUUACCGUCUUGGAAGCGCAGGACCGAAUCGGCGGCCGGGUCUGGGAUGAUGAGAGCCUGGAGGUGUGCGUUGGUAGAGGGGCUCAGACCAUCAAUGGAUGUAUCAACAAUCCUAUAUCAUUAAUGUGUGAACAGGCUGGCCUGAAAAUGAGAACAAUGAAAGACCGCUGUGACCUGAUGGAGAAAGACGGGACUUUAAUAAAUGCUUCCUUGGAUCGACGGGUAGACUUCCACUUCAACGCUAUGCUGGACGCCAUUGCAGAAUGGCGGAAAGACAAGACACAUACUGGUGAUGUUGCACUGGGAAAGAAACUUUUUGAGAUGCAUAGAAUAUUCAUGGAGGAGACGAGUUUAACAUUCACACCAACUGAGAACAGAUUACUGCAGUUUCACAUCAGUAACCUGGAGUAUGCAUGCGGCUGUAAUCUCUCAAAGGUUUCUUCACUACACUGGGAUCAGAAUGAGAACUUUGCCCAGUUUGCUGGUGACCAUGCCCUCCUGACCGAUGGUUACUCAGCCAUCUUCAGCCAGCUGGCUGAGGGGUUGGAUAUCAGACUCCAGCAGCCCGUCGUCAGCGUUGACUACUCCGGCCAAACGGUCAUGGUCACUACGAGUAGCGGACAGGAGUUCAAAGCAGCCAAGGUUUUAGUGACGGUACCCUUAGCCAUCCUACAACAAGGACUAAUUGACUUCCAUCCUCAGCUACCAGGAGAGAAGCAGAAGGCCUUGCAGACAUUAGGAGCCGGCGUUAGUGAAAAGAUUGCGAUGAAGUUCCCCAGGAGUUUCUGGAGUAACAAGAUCGAGGGAACAGACUACUUUGGCUACACCCCGGUGGGUGAGGACUCUAGAGGAUUCUAUAGCGUCUUCUAUGAUAUGACUCCAAAUAGUAAAGAUAGCCAUGUCUUAAUGACAGUACUGAGCGGUGAAGCUGUAGUGAAAACCAAAGAGAUGACGGAUGAGAAGAUCAUCGCUGACUGCAUGGAAUGCUUACGAGGGCUCUUCCCUGAUGAGGAGGUGCCAGAUCCGAUGAGUUAUUUUGUGACCCGAUGGAGUAAGGACCCUUAUGCACAGAUGGCAUACAGCUUCGUCAAGACAGGAGGGAACGGUGAAGACUAUGAUACUAUGGCGCAGGAAGUAGACAAGAAGGUGUUCUUUGGUGGAGAGGCAACAAAUCGUCACUUUCCACAGACAGUAACAGGAGCAUACCUCAGCGGUGUUAGGGAGGCCACCAAGAUUGUCUCCUGUUGAUAAACAUUAUACAGGUACAUGGGGAACCCACGCCCAGUAACAGGAGCAUACCUCGGGCAAGUGGCCAAGACCGUCUUCUAUUGAUGAACAUUUAUAGGACAUGCAGAGAUGCAGGUACUAGGGGAACCCACGCCCAGUAUACCCAUUUUUAUACCCAUUGUGUGCACCAUAUUCAUCAAGGCAACAAAUCAUCACUUCCAACUUGCUAUAAAAGGAUCGUACCUCAGCGGUGUCCUCAGCUACAUGUACCAAGAUCGAAAUUAAGUGCGGGGGGGUGAUAAAACGGCCUCGUAUACCCAGUCUUAUACCCAGUGGACACUUCACAAGUCACGACAACAAAUCAUCACUUCUCACAGAGUGUAACACAAGCUCACCGUAGCAAUGUCAACAAAUUUCCAAGACCGUGUCCUGUCGAUGGAAAUUAAGACACACAGAGAUACAGGUAUGUAACAUAGGGAUGGCCCGCCCAUGUUGUAAACCCAGUGUUGUCGACAUCCAGGGUUGUACACCAAGCAAGUGAGGGCUACAUUUUUGUACAACAUUACUUUCCACAUUUACAUGAGUUUACUUUGGUGGUAUCAGGAAAUCUCAAAAGAUCAUCUCAUGUUGAGGACUGUACAGAGAUACAGGGUUCGAGUUUGCACAAGGACCAAUGGUUAACAAUAGACCUUUAUC
This is a messenger RNA of Asterias rubens (European starfish), 3269 nucleotides long. Its product is annotated as lysine-specific histone demethylase 1B-like. Gene Ontology annotation, molecular function: protein binding; oxidoreductase activity; zinc ion binding. NCBI's taxonomy places the organism in Eukaryota, Metazoa, Echinodermata, Asteroidea, Forcipulatida, Asteriidae. Bases 150 to 2594 code for a protein of 814 amino acids. The transcript has 19 exons. The record is from RefSeq and is a predicted model, not a curated record.